Molecule: messenger RNA, 3738 nt
Organism: Rhipicephalus sanguineus (brown dog tick)
Lineage: Eukaryota; Metazoa; Arthropoda; Arachnida; Ixodida; Ixodidae
Product: glycine receptor subunit alpha-2
Exons: 9
Coding region: 153-1502 (449 amino acids)
Biological process (GO): regulation of membrane potential; chemical synaptic transmission; nervous system process
Cellular component (GO): neuron projection; synapse; membrane
Molecular function (GO): chloride channel activity; neurotransmitter receptor activity; transmembrane signaling receptor activity
Source: RefSeq, a predicted model, not a curated record
UAGAGCGUGUUGGCCGCGUGCUCGCCCGUGCCGCUGCGACGCGCUCCUCCGGCACUCGACGCCUCCAGCAUCUUCCUCGCCACCGUCUUCGCCUGCUCCGGUGGAACACUCUGCCGUUCCCCCCCUUCCAUGCGGCUCCUUGAUCACGUGGCAUGACAGCCGGCGCUGUCUCGUCGUUUCUGCAUGCCAUGCCUACAUCAACUGUGAGUCCGGUGCUUGAGGCGACAAGGCACAUGACACCGCUGUCUCCGCUGCGCCCCUACCUGUCGCUGUUGCUCCUGUUGCUGACAACGCCGGCUUCUCUAACACAAAGAAGGCAUGGGACUGUCGGAGAUUUGGACAAGUUGGACAAACUCCUGAGCAAAUAUGACAGGAGGGCACUUCCCACGGGUCACAUGAGUGGGCCCACUCAAGUCGCAUGCGAAAUCUACAUACGAAGUUUUGGCUCCAUCAACCCGGCAACUAUGGAUUACGAAGUAGACCUGUAUCUGCGACAGCGAUGGCACGAUGACCGCUUUGAGAUGAGCGGCAUCAGUGGCCCUCUCGACCUGAACGAUCCCAAACUAGUGCAACGGAUCUGGAAGCCGGAGGUAUUUUUUGCCAACGCCAAGCACGCCGAGUUCCAGUACGUGACAGUGCCCAAUGUACUGGUUCGCAUCAGCCCUUCGGGUGACAUCCUCUACAUGCUCAGGUUGAAAUUGACGUUUUCUUGCAUGAUGGACCUUUAUCGGUACCCUCUCGAUUCGCAAGUCUGCACCAUUGAACUCGCUUCAUUCUCAAAGACGACAGACGAGCUACAACUGCACUGGUCCAAGGCAGCUCCCGUCAUCCUCUACGAAAACAUGAAGCUGCCACAAUUUGAAAUUCAAAACGUGAACACGUCCCUGUGCAACGAGACAUUCCACAUUGGAGAGUACAGCUGUCUGAAAGCCGAGUUCAACCUGCAGCGGUCAAUUGGCUACCAUCUUGUCCAGUCGUACCUGCCCACCAUAUUGAUCGUGGUCAUCUCGUGGGUCUCUUUCUGGCUCGACGUGGAAGCGAUUCCGGCACGAAUCACACUGGGCGUCACCACGCUGCUAACAAUCUCAUCUAAGGGCGCCGGCAUACAGGGAAACCUGCCUCCCGUUUCGUACGUCAAGGCUAUCGACGUCUGGAUGGGGGCCUGCACCAUGUUCGUGUUUGCCGCGUUGCUCGAGUUCACUUUCGUCAACUACUUGUGGAGGAAGCGGCCCGCGAAUGCCAAGCAACCGCCUCCGGUGGUGACAGCUGUGCCGGAGAGCAAGGUCGCUGUUCUGCUCCCAGAAAAGGCAUGCAACGGAAACUUGGUGCCCUGCAGCCCGAUUUCCAGUGGUACGGACGUGAACCCUUCGCCCACGGAUGCCGAAUCUAUCAAAAACAAACACAAGGUUCAGGCCAAAAGGAUCGACCAAACGUGCAGGAUAGCAUUCCCCAUGGCUUUCCUGGCUUUUAGCGUCGUUUACUGGCCUUACUAUCUUUUGUGAGGCCCGUAGCCAGAAGAACAGGUAGCCGGGUAGCCCGUAAUAGACCGAGGUAGCCCAAGGUUGCCAUUGGUGAAGAAACGGGUAUGACUCGAGUGUGGGAGUGUGACCGUGGUUGUCGCUGUCCCAUCAGCUCUCUUUGAAGAACGAGCUUUAUUUUGACUGCAUAACGUUGUGAGCAUCCCGAAUGUUCAAAUAUUUCUUUAUGCUUCUGUAUUGUUUCCCCAGGUUCAUAUUUACUUAGAAUCACUCAAACCCAUCACACUUUAUAUCUUCUGGAUUCCUCUUCUUCUAACUAUUUCUAAGGUACCACUGAUGAGUAUUUUAUCAGCUAGAAGAAUUCAAGAAUAGAUUAGGUGACACCGUCUUUGUCUUUUAAACGAAACCAUAUUUUGGCAGCGAAAUACAAGCUUCUUCAUUAUAGUACUACUUAGCAGUGAUACCAAUAUGCUUUUAUUUUAGAAGAAAAAAGCAGUGGUGAUAUGUUAUAUUGUCUGUACUGCGUUAAACUUGCAGCCAUAUUAAUAUCAUUUAUUGUAUGUAUGUUUAAUGUACGGUAUUAAGAGGAAAUUUUGGUGGUGCCUCCAAAGUCACUCGUUGAAGUAAUUGCAGAAGGGACAUACGGUUUUACGAGGCGUCCCCCCGGAUCUAGUCACACAAAUCUUGCAGAACUUAAGAGAGAAUGUUAAAUUGCAGUAAGAGUGGGAAGUAGAGUUUUAUUUGAUGGACCACGAGUUUCAAGACGAUUUACCAGAAUUUGUUGGAAGAUAACACAUUUCCAGAAGGUAAAAACAUUGAAGCCCGAAGUUUAGGAAUUUGUAUCAUUUUGGACUAAGAACAGACAUCACGACUCUGCGAACUGCAAACGUUAAUCUAGAGCAGGGGUCUGCAAACUUUUAAGGAGGAGGGCCGAGUUGCAUGAAGCCGACACGGCGAGGGCCGGACGGCAUAUGGGGAGAAGGGCGGGGAGGGGGGGGGGGUGGUGAGUCUUUAUAGGCAAAGAGAAAAAAAAUUGACCAAUUUCAAAGAAUGUACAAAAGUGGAACAGAAAUCAUCUUUAUUUUCGGCACGCACGUUGCAAUUUACAUACAUAGGUUACAAGGAAAAACCCCGUUUCAGGUCAGAACCGCCAUGUCGGCCUUCGGUAUGGCUCAUGUUCAGACAGCACGUCGCAAGUGGCAACUAUGCACAACCAACUCGCCCUAUUCUCUGGCCCUUCAGAUUAUAAGCAACAAGGGAAGUGGGGAGGUGUUCUGACGUCGGGCCGAGGGCCGCAGGUUGCCGGCUUCUAAUCUAGAGCGUCCAAAAUCUGGUAAAUUGGUACCUAUGAAUUCGCAGCUUUAGUGAAACGAUUAGAUUGUUUCCGAUUUCUUUUUAGAAGAAAUCGUGCUCAGGAAACCAUGAUACACUUCAGAGCAAUGUUUGUUAUGUAAACUUUGUGUGCUUUAGAUGGCGUAUAGGUACAGGUUUAAUAACGGUGACAUUUUUUGUUUAUUCCUGUGUUAGGGAGCUGUAGACAUAACAGUUGACUCUUUUAAUUUUGCAAGUUUCAGGCAUUUAUUUAUGAAACUAGUUGCCACGUACAAAGUGAUGACCAUGUGCAAGUAACAUGUACAAAAAAAGCUACCGUAUAAAAUAACCUGGCUUUAACUUGGUUUUGUUAAGAAAACUAACUAUAAAAAUAGUGCAAUUAUUGCUGAUAUAAACCAUUUCUCUUUUCAUGUUUUUAUUUAGGAUAUCCCCAGCUGAAAGCCCUUCAUGCGCGGAGUGAUGCAAGCGCUUUUCAACAGCGUGGUAUAUAAUUUAACCAAGGAAAAACCAGGUUGUUUAGGCAUCUUCUUGUACGCUCUUUGCGAAAGUGACGCUCGCAAACUGCACAGAUGAGAAACCCUUCCCGUGUGAAAGUUUAAAUCUACUUACCAUAGUUAAUUUUUUUUUCUCGCUUGGUAAGCAAAACCAUACAAUCUGCAUUGCAAGCAGCCGUGCAUGAAGCCGAGCGCGUUUGCUGACAGUGAUGUUAGUAGGUUACGUUCUAACGUUGUCGCGUGUUGAUAGUUGCAGAUGUUUAAUUUUCUCAGAGCUUAUACACUAGUCCGUAAAGUGCAAACGUACACAGGUGUCGUACUUUUGGUUUGUGUAUUUCCCGUCGAAAUAGAUUAGUGCUAGUCAUUUUGCGGCGUAACCUGCGCAAGUGCAUGAUUGCAAGGACGAAAUACUUUCAAUCAAUAAACAUUUGAGA